Hyalella azteca is the source of this 626-nucleotide messenger RNA. Its product is annotated as cuticle protein AM1159-like. Gene Ontology annotation, molecular function: structural constituent of chitin-based larval cuticle. Lineage: Eukaryota; Metazoa; Arthropoda; Malacostraca; Amphipoda; Hyalellidae. Bases 20 to 466 code for a protein of 148 amino acids. The transcript has 3 exons. Gene Ontology annotation, cellular component: chitin-based extracellular matrix. The record is from RefSeq and is a predicted model, not a curated record.
UAUAAGUCAGGCUCUGUAGAUGACGGACAUCAGAUCUCUAUUCUGCUCUCUCACAAACAACAUGCGGGCUGUCGUCUUCGUUACCCUCCUCGCCCUCGCGGCCGCCAGGCCCGACAAGCCUUCAGACAGCGACGAAGUCACCAUCGUUCGUGACGACCGCGUGUACCCCAGCGCCAGCGGCGAGUACAGCCUCGACUUCGAGACCAGCGACGGAACCCACAUCUCCGAGUCUGGUGAUGGCACUGGCCCCGAUGGCGCCGUCGAGUCCCAGGGAACCGUCCGCUUCGUCCACCCCGACGGUGAGAGCUUCGAGCUGAAAUACGUCGCCAACGCCGAGGGAGGAUACCAGCCCGAGUCCGAUGCCCUGCCCGUGGCUCCUGAAUUCCCCCACGAGAUCCCCCAGUUCGUCCUCGACCAGAUCGCCUUCGCUGCUCGUGAAGACGCUGAGCGCGACGAGAGUGAAUAAUAUCACAUAUUCAAUGAAUAUGUAAUCCAUUAUCAUUUUACGACGAUGCUGAUGUACAAGACUGAAUUUUAAAUCGAAAUUAGCAUUUCGAUUGCCGUACGAAACGACUUGUGUACAAUCUGUUAUGUUGUAUAUUUAUUAAAAUUCCAAUCUUAUGAAA